CAGAUUGACAAAUGUUUUACAGACAACAUCUAGACUAGUUUUACAAUCACCUAUUCAACCGGAAGAUGGACACCAGGGCAAACUGAAGGAAGGGAAAGUGAAUCUUACGCUGACAUGCCCUGACAUUCACUCCACUUCUGAGGAAAUGAAAGUGAUCCUUACCACGGCAACAGUAGACUACAAGGCAGCAGUCCUACAGUAUCAGAGCCUCUGACCACUCUGGGAAGUGUGGUGUCCUUUCCUGAACCACUGACCACUCUGGGUAAGGAUUCAAUUUUAGUCUGUAUAAGAAGCAAAAGUGCCGAAUCCAAAAAUGGAGUACAAGAAGAACUGUGACACGCUCUAUGAAAAAGACUCACUGAACGAUGCCAAGCAAACUGUUAGCCCAAACAGCCAGGCGCUCAAAGCUGAAGGCCGAUACAGUGACGACUGUUACUCUAACAUCCAGAAAGCUGAAACACAAUAUGCUUUCGAUAACGAUGACAAGUCAGACCCAGGUUAUAAAGGUCCCACCCAGUGGUGCACGUGGAAAGUGACCGCCGUUGUGUUCAUCGCCCUCACUGCGCUGCUACUGGUCACCGUCUUUAUCAUAGGAGGGAUCUGGCUCAGAGAGUCUGACGUCCUGGCAGUCUCCCAGAAAACAUCCAUGGAGCGAAACAAACAGAGACAACAAGAGGAGGAGCUGAAGAGAAAAGAGAGAGAACGAGAGAUCAGGGCAGAGGAGGAGAAGAAGAGAUUGGAGAGAGAACAAGAGAUCCGAGUAGAGGAGGAACAGAAGAAGAUGGAGUUAGAGAAGGAAAUACGUCAGGAGGAGGAGGAGAAAAGAGAGGCGCUAGAGAGGUUGUUGGGAGAGAGGGAGAGGAGGCUGGCGGAGGUGAGGGCUCAGUGUAACAGCGGUCAGAUGGUCAGCAGCUGCUCCACUGGACUCUCAGUUCUGCUCUCAGUGCUGCUGGUGAACUACCUGUUGGAUUACUGAACUGUCCUCAGUGCCUGCUUGAUUUCUGACCGUGAUAUUCUCUUGAUAAUUGAAACAGGUCAGUUCCGUACCACAUACCACCUAGGCUUGAGUCUCUCUUUCCCACUUGCUUCCAGUGUCUUCACUAUCCUAUCUGAGAAAAAGGCCAAAAAGCCCAAAACAAUAUACUUUAAAAAAGCUUGUUAUUGUGUUUUAGAUAGAUAGAUAGAUAGAGAGAUACUUUAUUGAUCCCCAAGGGAAAAUUCAAGGACAAUUUUACGGGCAAACAUGUGUGUCAGUUAAAUUACUGACUUUUUUUGUAAAUUAUCUAAAUAGAUUAAUGACUUAUUUGUACAGAUAUGUUGAUCACUGUGGUUACAGUGAAUCUUAUUUGUUAGUAAAAGUCAUUGCACCCAUCGUGUGAACUUGUGAUUCAGUUACAUGAUAAUCCCUUUGUUAUCCAUUUUGUCUACUUUUCCUAACGUUUGUCAUGUGGAUGUGAAUAAUGUGAAUACAUGUGAUGAUUUUGAACACC
This is a messenger RNA of Alosa sapidissima (American shad), 1490 nucleotides long. RefSeq names its product stress response protein NST1-like. The coding region runs from base 314 to 976 and encodes 220 amino acids. The record is from RefSeq and is a predicted model, not a curated record. Lineage: Eukaryota; Metazoa; Chordata; Actinopteri; Clupeiformes; Clupeidae. The transcript has 6 exons.